AGGGAUUUUAAGUUAAAAAAUCCAUAUAACGGGGUAUUCAUUGGAACGGGGUAUUCAUUGUCCUAUUAGAACAAGGAAUCAAUGAACUUCAAAUCUAGUUAAUACCUAAACCGGACAGGAUUCAGUUGACCUCACCAACCAACUUCCAAGUAGUAAGACGAAAUUGUACCCUUACGUCAGAAUCUAUAUAACUCUUUCCCACUUUUCUGUCUCUCUUUCACUUUUCUUCUGAAUCGAUCUUACCUCUACCUCCAUACUACUUCAUAUUUAAAUCAACUUUUAAAUAGAUUCAGAAUCUUUAUAUCUCACGCAGACAAUAUCUCUCCGUGGGUUUCGGUAGAACCCAUGUCUCAUAACCUAAUCAAUAGAAACAUAGCACUCUAUGCUGUGUUAAUCACGUUCUGUUUCUUGUUCUGUUCUGCCAGAAACAUACCGGAGGUAUCCACAGCUAAAGCAACUCAAACAAUAGACGUCAGCAACGCCACGUGGCAUAAUUUCGCACGUCUUGUAGAUGUCCAGGUAGGCAGCCACGUCAGCGGCGUAUCAGAACUCAAAAGAUACCUCCACCGUUUCGGCUACGUAAAAGACGACGCGACGGACUUCUCCGACGUGUUCGAUGGUCAUCUUGAAUCCGCGAUAUCUCUGUACCAACAAAACCUCGGUUUACCGAUAACCGGAAGACUCGACACGAGUACCGUCACUCUCAUGUCGUCACCGCGUUGCGGCGUUAGCGAUACACACAUGAUCGACACCGGCGUGUACACUACGGCGCGUUAUACGUAUUUCGGCGGUAAGCCUAAGUGGAACCGCGACACGCUAACAUACGCCUUCUCGGAAAUACACAAACUCGAUUACUUGAACUCCGACGACGUUAAAAAAGCUUUCCGACGAUCUUUUGGUCGGUGGGCGAGCGUGAUUCCGGUGACUUUCGAGGAGACUGAUGAUUACUCCUCGGCGGAUUUAAAGAUCGGAUUUUUCUCCGGCGAUCACGGUGACGGGCAGCCGUUUGACGGUGUUCUCGGAACCUUAGCUCACGCCUUUGCGCCGGAGAACGGGAGGCUUCACCUUGACGCGGCGGAGACAUGGGUCGUUGACGAUGACUUCAAGGGUAAAGGAUCGACGGUGGCGGUUGAUUUGGAGUCGGUGGCGACUCACGAGAUUGGUCACUUGCUGGGGUUAGGACAUAGCUCGCAGGAGUCGGCGGUUAUGUAUCCGAGUGUCCGGCCGAGGACAAAGAAAGUUGACCUUACGGUUGAUGACGUGGCGGGUAUACUGAAGUUGUAUGGGGCGAAUCCAAGAUUACGGUUGGAUUCUCUGACGCAGUCGGAAGAUUCUCUACAAAACGGCGCUGUAUCAGGGAGAUUCUUGUCGGGGAAUUUUACCGGUUAUGUUCUGCUGGUUGUGCUGAUUCUGUUCCUAUAGGUUUUCAGGAAAAUAUAGUCUGAAAAAGCAAAUUGUAUAAAUAUAAAAAGGUGUAGGGGAAAGGGAUGGAUAUAGUGGAAAAUGAUAUUUUCCAUGGUCUAUAGGAUUAUUAUUCUUUGGUUUAUUAAUUACUUUGGGUUAAUGUACAUCAUUAUCUUAAAAAUUGAAAGAUGAAGAUGUUUAACAUCAUCGGUG
Brassica oleracea var. oleracea is the source of this 1617-nucleotide messenger RNA. RefSeq names its product metalloendoproteinase 1-MMP. The coding region runs from base 346 to 1422 and encodes 358 amino acids. The record is from RefSeq and is a predicted model, not a curated record. Gene Ontology annotation, biological process: extracellular matrix organization; proteolysis; collagen catabolic process. The transcript has a single exon. Gene Ontology annotation, cellular component: extracellular matrix. Gene Ontology annotation, molecular function: zinc ion binding; metalloendopeptidase activity. NCBI's taxonomy places the organism in Eukaryota, Viridiplantae, Streptophyta, Magnoliopsida, Brassicales, Brassicaceae.